GCAACACUUGUUGUAGACAGUAUAAAAACGUAAUUUGUAGAAGUGAAGAACAAUUCGCAUCCAGGACGACGGAGUAUCCUUCCGGAGUGUGAUGCAUUAAUGCUAAAGUCGAUAAGCGGAGGCGUUGGCGUGGCAUCCACGGAAAGAGGCGGUGGGGGAGGAGCUGACCGGGAUCGAGACAGGGACAGAGGAUUAGCCAAUAACAGUGGCGGGAGCACUCCCGCCGGUAUUCUUUAUUGCCCCGCCUGUGUGGCAGCUGCCAAUCAGCAUAAUCCUAGCCAGAAUUCGAGUCCCCAGCACGAGGGCUUCUUCUCGCGCAGCUCCUCCAAGUCAAGCAAAAGGAACAAGGCCAGAAAGAGCGCCUCCACCGCCGGCUGUUUAGACGCCCAGCACAUUCGGACCAAUCUCCGGAUGUCCAUGUCCAGUUCUAUGAGGAGUACCAGGGGCCACGGAGCAGGCUCCUCGACUUCGCAUCCUCCAGGCAGCAGCUGUAGCAACGGAUCCGGAGGAUUCGGAUGCGGACUGGCCUAUGACGUGGCUAGCAAUGCCAGCAGUGGAAGUGGCAGUGGGAGUGGAAAGGUCGCCUCCCCGGGGAGUUACAGCUGCAAUGCCCUCAAUGUGGACUUUACAUCCUACACGGCCACUCAUCAGUGGACCCGUAUGCUCGAGUGCGCCGAGUUUGUGGGAGCCAAACGGAGCAAGCACACAGUAGUGGCGUACAAGGAUGCGAUGUUCGUGUUCGGCGGUGACAAUGGCAAGAAUAUGCUAAACGAUCUGAUCCGCUUCGGCGUAAAGGACAAGUCGUGGGGUCGUGCAUGUGCCACAGGAACUCCACCUGCUCCGAGAUACCAUCACUCGGCGGUGGUGGCUUGCAGCUCAAUGUUCAUCUUUGGGGGCUACACCGGCGACAUUCAUUCCAACUCGAACUUGACCAACAAGAACGAUCUGUUCGAGUACAAGUUCCAGAGUGCCAUGUGGGUGGAGUGGAAGUUCUCCGGACGACAGCCGGUUCCUCGAUCUGCGCACGGAGCAGCCGUGUAUGACAACAAGAUGUGGAUCUAUGCGGGCUACGAUGGCAAUGCGCGGCUUAACGACAUGUGGACGCUGAACCUUACUGGAGAAAAUCACCAGUGGGAGGAAGUUGACCAGCUGGGCGAUCGCCCGCCUACGUGUUGCAAUUUCCCCGUGGCUGUGGCCAGAGACGCAAUGUACGUUUUUUCGGGACAAAGUGGCUUGCAGAUUACCAACUCGCUAUUUGAAUUCCACUUUAAGACGCGAACUUGGCGCCGCAUUUCAAAUGAACCCGUCUUACGAGGCGCUACCUCAGCUCCCCCCUCGCGAAGAUAUGGGCACACGAUGGUGCAUCAUGAUCGCUUCUUGUACGUCUUCGGGGGAUCGGCGGAUUCGACGCUGCCCAACGAUCUGCACUGCUACGACUUGGACUCGCAGGUGUGGUCCGUCAUCCUGCCGGAACAAAACUCGGAUGUGCCCUCGGGAAGAGUGUUCCAUGCCUCGGCCGUCAUCUGCGAUGCCAUGUAUAUUUUCGGCGGAACUGUGGACAAUAGUGUAAGGAGAGGAGACACGUAUCGUUUCCAGUUUUCCUCGUAUCCGAAGUGCACGCUGCGUGAUGACUUCGGUAAGUUCUUUCUAGACAAACAGUUCUGCGACAUUCAAUUUAUCGUUGGAGCGGAGGAGAUUCGCAUACUGGCCCACAUCGCCUUUGUGGCAGCGCGUUCGAAGUACUUGAGAAACAAAAUAUUAGCUGCCCGGGAAGCCCGCCAGCAGCAGAUGGAGAAAGUCUAUGGGGUGGGCCAGGUGGAUGCACUGGCUCUGAACACGGGCGUGGGCGGGGACCGCGGACCCAUGUUGGAGGUGCGACUGGCCCACGCUUCCCCCGAGGCCUUUGACAUCAUACUGAACUACAUUUACACCGAUCGAAUAGAUUUGAAAGAUACGUAUAGCAAGAACAUCAUCAUUCUGAUCACGGAUAUUUACCAACUGGCCGGAUUAUUCACGAUGCCGCGGCUGGCCCACGGCUGUAUCCAGUAUUUGGACUACAAGAUCAACAAGAUUAACGUUUUGGAGGCACUCUAUAAUGCAGACAAAAGCAACAUUAAGAUCAUUAAAGAUCACUGCAUGCAGUUCAUCAUCAAGGAUGAGAACUACCCUGAGGUGGUCAUGUCCAGCGAGUUCAGCGAUUUGGACAAGUCCCUGCUGGUGGAGAUCAUCCGCAAACGUCUGCAUCCCAGCAAGGUUGUAAUAGACACUAGCUAUGAAGCCAAUAUAGGAACCACUUUGGAGAUUGACCUGUGCGCAUUUUUGGAGUCAACUGGCAACGAUUUUUGCGAUAUAAGCCUCGUCCUGGAGGAUCAUGUGAUACCAGCCCACAAGUCGGUGUUGUCAUCACGUUGUACUUACUUUCAGGGCAUGUUCCGAUCUUUUAUGCCACCGGAUAACACGGUCAACAUCCAAAUUGGAGAAAUUUCACCAUCGCUUGAGGCGUUUCACUCCCUGCUGCGCUACAUUUACUACGGCGAAACGAAAAUGCCGCCUCAGGAUGCACUUUAUCUCUUCCAGGCACCCUGUUUUUACGGAUUGGCUAACAAUCGGCUCCACGCGUUCUGCAAAUACUCCCUGGAGCACAACAUUACCUUCGAAAAUGUGCUACAGACGCUGGAGGCUUCGGACAUCACAAAGAUCUAUGACAUUAAGGAGUACGCUCUCAAGCUGAUUGUCAAAGAUUUUGCCAAGGUUGCAAGGCUGCCGAAGAUUGCCGGUUUGUCGCGCGAACUGUUGCUGGAGAUCAUACGCGCUGUGGCCGAUUCGCACGGCGAGUUUCUUACGCGGAUCAAUAUCAAUACAGAUAUCUGAAAACUGGUGUUGCUCCAGCCGGCAUUGCAGUUGUUGCUCGCCUGGUUGCAAAUCGGACGUAGCACGUAAUGCGGCAGUAGCGGUUGGCAGCGCCGAACGAAAUCCAUUUAUUAUUAACCGAUCCAUCCCCAUCAAUCCUCCUCUACAUUUGGUCAGUGAUCCUUGCAGAUUCCGAUUGUACAAAACGGUGUCUUAGAGAGACUGCACCAGGAUGAGUGAGAGGGAGCGAUAGCUACAUAACGAGAUUUAUUCCUGUUCUUUAGUUGGUGGUAGACGGAUUUCAGCAGCAUCGCUUUGUCCGAAUUGCUUCAGACGGAGCACCGCUAAUUCUGUAGGUGCAGCUUAUGGAACGCCUACAACCAGCUGUAUAUAUAUAUAUAUACUAACCGAAAAUGCACCUUCAAUCAAAUCGAACAAAAACGCUUUGGAAAAAAGCCCAACCAAUCGCAAAUAAUACUUUUAUGAAGGGUGAAACAAAUAGUUGAUUUUCUCUGUUCCGAAACUUCAUCUGAGUUUUGCUAAAACAUUUGUUUCACAACAUAACUUGAUUUUGGUUAAGACAUUUAGUUCGAGCCCGAGAGAUGCAAACUCUUGCCGCCUGUCAAAGCUGGCCAAAGGAACUUUACAAAAAAAGGAAUAUGGUGCCUCUGCUUUAACAAGAUGAUUCUCAAUACAAUUACUUUUUCAGAAAACAAACAAAAGUCCUUAAGUUGAAUAUGUGCUUUAAUUUUUAAAUUAUUUCUAAGUAGAAAAAACAGAUAUUUUUUUUCUCUAAAGUCCUUUUUAAUGUUAAUAUGAACCAAAAUAGGUAGACCUUUUCCAUAAGGUUUAUUUUAAUGUACUAUUGAAUCAUACAAUAAUCUCUUAUCGCUAGAAUUUUAUUAUAUAUCUCCCUUAACAUAACAGUUACUUGGGACUUUUAUUUUACUAGUCAGAUAAUACAUUUUAUUAAAAAACUUUUAAAAUAAGAGUCUUUACUGGCUUUUGCAAGUCUUUUCAAAUUUAAUCAGUCCCUUUUAUUUUGUGAUUUAUUGCACAUUUUAUUUUAAUAAAUUUGCAAUAUUUAUUGUGUUUUUGUGCUUUUGAUCUGCGUUUGCUUUUCAUGCUGGGUCAUUAUUAAGAAAAAUAAGAAAAUAUUUGAGGGAUAUUGAAUAUUGAAUUUUUAAAAGUAUCGUAGAGACUUAAAAUAAUAAAAGUGUGAAACUGAUAUUUAUAUCUGACUUCUAUUUUUUGUUUUUUGAUAAGAGUUAUUUCUGAGUAAUGAACUAAAUCUGUAAAAAAUUAAUUUUUUUGCUGUGGUCCAAAAGAAAAAGUAAUAACCCAUUGAGAUUAGACAUUCUGGACGCUUAAUAUUGUUUCCUUGUAAAUAUAAAAAAAAAUAUUUUUUAUACCACUGCAGAGGGUAUUAUAAUUUUGGUCAGAAGUUUGUAAAGCUGUGAAGAAACGUUUGCGACCAUGUAAAGGAUGUAUGUACUUAAUCGUCAUCACAUAUGUAUGUGCUAUUGUCGAAGUUAGCUUUCGUUCUUAUUGUUAGCUAAAAGUAGACUUCGAAUAACAUACUUUGCAAGGUUCCUAUGGUCUCGGUGGUCCGAGGGUCUUCCCUUAUUGUAGUCCUUCCCAAGUACAACUCAGUAACUUAUAUGGAUUUAAAACCAAUCGUUUGUACACAUAUUUAUUUUCGUAUAUGAAAUAAACUAUAUGUAACCUUUGACCUUUAAUCACCUUAUCCACGUACAAAAUGAAAUAGUUUCGCGCUUAAUGAUUGUCCCGAAAGUUGUUUCGAUGUCGAAUAUAUGCACAUAUGCAUAAAUAUCCCAAUUUCCGAAAUUGUGAUAAAUAAGUUAUUGUAUUGUGACUAUUCCUAAGAAAUAUUUUAGAACUUUGGUUUUCAUUUGGAAUGUUUUCUUUGUAAUUUCAUUUUAGUUGCUGUUUGACGAGAAUUCAGAAUAAACAAUAUUAUGGUAUAUUUA
Molecule: messenger RNA, 4841 nt
Organism: Drosophila subpulchrella
Lineage: Eukaryota; Metazoa; Arthropoda; Insecta; Diptera; Drosophilidae
Gene: Lztr1
Product: leucine-zipper-like transcriptional regulator 1 homolog
Exons: 6
Coding region: 100-2871 (923 amino acids)
Cellular component (GO): Golgi apparatus
Molecular function (GO): protein binding
Source: RefSeq, a predicted model, not a curated record